Messenger RNA from Anastrepha ludens (Mexican fruit fly), 885 nucleotides. RefSeq lists its product as uncharacterized. The record is from RefSeq and is a predicted model, not a curated record. The transcript is spliced from 3 exons. NCBI's taxonomy places the organism in Eukaryota, Metazoa, Arthropoda, Insecta, Diptera, Tephritidae. The coding region runs from base 1 to 885 and encodes 294 amino acids.
AUGAAGGUUUUCGUCUGUAUCUUAGCGUAUUUGGCGGUCGCCAGUGCAGGAGGAGGUGGUUAUAUACCACACGGUGGUGGUGGUGGUGGUUAUGGCGGCUACGGUGGCAGUAGCUCUGCUGGAUCCUCUAGUUAUGCCAGUUCUGGUGGACUAACGCAUUCAGCAGGCGGCGGUGGUGGUUAUGGUGGCGGUGCUGGUUAUGGUGGCGGUGCUGGUUAUGGUGGCGGCGGUGGUUAUGGUGGCGGUAGAAAGUAUGCUGGUGGUUUUGGAAAAGGAGGUGGUGGAGGCGGUGGUGUUUCCCAUGUCUAUCGCAAAAGUGGUACUUUAUUAUUGAAUACUGGUUCAGGAUUGGCAGGUGCAUCGCAUUCGGCAGUUGUAUCCGGUGGUGCACCAUCGGCGGCCUAUGUCGGCGGCAGUAUUAGUUUAGGCCGUGGCCUCGGCAGCAGUGGUUGGAAAAGUGGUGUUUCAUCAAUCGGUGCUGGCGGCUAUGGUGGCGGCAGGGGUAGUGGCUUUGGUGGCGGAUAUGGCGGCGGGCGAAAAGUUGGUUUGUAUGGCGGUGGUAUUGGCGGCGGUACUUCGUAUGGCAGUGGUGGAGGCGGUGCUGGUUUUGGCGUCCCUCAAGGCGGUUAUGGUAGCGGUGGUUCUUCAUAUGGUGGUGGCGCAAGUGCCGUUGCCAGCGCUAGUGCCAGUUCUUCUGCUAACUCAUAUGGCUCGUCAGGUGCUGGCUAUGGCGGCUCCAGUGGAAGUGGUGGAUAUGGUGGAUACGGGGGAUCGCAUGGAGGCUUGGGAGGCUAUGGUGGAUCCAUUGGAAAUGGUGGAUAUGGUGGAUAUGCUGCUGGUAGUUCUUCGGCUAGUAGCAGCUCUGGCGGUUGGUGGAAAGAUUAA